AUGCUUUCUUUUCCCGCUCAGCUACCGUCCGUGACAUGGGUGUGUCGCGAAAGCUUCUACAUAAACCGCACAAAAACAAGCGCACAAACGAGCGUUCUAGGCGUUAUGGUCUUUUUUUUAGAAUUGUUAAGGUCUGUUUACUUGACAGGAUUGCCGGCAUUGCUUUCGUCGCUACCCAUGUACAAUUACUCUUCUCGGUUUGGACUUAUACCUGGGAUCCCUAACUUGGGCUUACGGGGUCCCCUUUUCCUUCUCCUUGGUCUAUCUCUUUGGAAGGCAUCCUUGGACGCUAGAUGUCGACGGGCAGCGUAUGAGACGGGGCGGUAG
Purpureocillium lilacinum is the source of this 327-nucleotide messenger RNA. Lineage: Eukaryota; Fungi; Ascomycota; Sordariomycetes; Hypocreales; Ophiocordycipitaceae. The record is from RefSeq and is a predicted model, not a curated record.